Molecule: messenger RNA, 1556 nt
Organism: Tarenaya hassleriana
Lineage: Eukaryota; Viridiplantae; Streptophyta; Magnoliopsida; Brassicales; Cleomaceae
Product: dual specificity protein phosphatase 12-like
Exons: 7
Coding region: 267-1361 (364 amino acids)
Biological process (GO): protein dephosphorylation
Molecular function (GO): protein tyrosine/serine/threonine phosphatase activity
Source: RefSeq, a predicted model, not a curated record
UAAUUCGUUUUUUUUAAAAGGCGAAUGAGAUAUUCCCAGGUUCGAUUCCGAGGAUGCGUUGUUCUUCGGUGAUGAUGAAAAUGACGUCGUGAAAAAUCGGUUUGAUUUGAUAAUACGGAUUGAGCCUCGACGGUGCCCACCUCUCGAAACCAUUGACCUUCCUUCCUCGGCGGCGACCCACUUUGAGAUUCCUCCUCCGCCGGAAUAUUCCCUCCCACCCAGGAAGGAAUUCAUGUCGAAUUGAUUUUAUAUAGGAUUCUUCAGCAAUGCCUUACCUUGUCAGGGAGAAUCUGUUCAUUGGCAAUAUAGGCGAUGCGGCUGAGGUUCUUCAGAACGGUAGCUCUGAGAUUUCUCAUGUUCUAUCAGUUCUAAGUUCAGCUUCAAUAUCCUUCUUCGCCGAAUGGCGUAGCGGCAUUGCAAUAGACACGAAGGAGAUCAAGAAAGUGUAUGUGAGUGAUCAAGAUUCAUUGGAGGAUACGGGACAUGGCUCUGAGUUCGCGCUUUCGUCGGAUAAGCUCCUUUAUUUGCUUGAGUACGCCGGGAAAGACCUCAAGAUGACAAGAAUGGCGACGCCCAUUAGAGAUAUGGAAAGCGAGAAUCUGCUCGACUAUUUGGAUGCUUGCUUGGAUUUCAUCCAUACGAGCCGGAAGGAGGGUGGCGUUUUAGUUCAUUGCUUUGCCGGAGUUUCACGGAGUGCUGCUAUUAUCACUGCUUAUCUGAUGCGAACCGAACAGCUAUCUCAAGAAGAUGCUUUGGCAUCACUGCAGCAAAGCUGUGAGCAUGUUUGCCCAAACGACGGGUUCUUAGAACAGUUGAAAUUGUUUGAAAGGAUGGGUUUUAAGGUCGACCAUUCAAGCCCUUUGUACAAGCGGUUCCGCCUAAAAGUCUUGGGUGAUUCAUAUAACCGAGGAGAGAAAAUAGACACCUCAAAGCUGAGGGAUGAUCCCGGAUUGUCGUCCAAGGAAGUUUCUCUCAUAGAAACGACAACGGGGAGGGAAAAUAACGGAACAAAAAGUGGAGUGUACCGUUGCAAGAAGUGUAGGAGAGUUGUGGCAUUGGAGGAGCAUGUCGUGGAUCAUACUCCAGGUGAGGGCGAAACAUCGUUCGGGUGGCACAAACGCAGAAACAACAGCCUCGACAACAAGCUCGGGGGCCAGGACCAGUGUUCCUCCAUAUUUGUAGAGCCUCUAAGUUGGAUGACGCCAGUGAAAGAGGGAGCGAUGGAAGGGAAGUUGUCGUGUGUUAACUGUGAAGGCCGGUUAGGGUACUUCAACUGGUCGGGAAUCCAAUGCAGCUGCGGGAGCUGGAUCACGCCGGCGUUCCAACUCCACAGGAGCCGAGUUGACAUCAGCUCUGUCUGAAAAUGUAGAGGUCCUUCUUCUUCUUCUUCUUCAUCCGCAGAUAUAUCAGAGAUACUUGUAAGGACACAGACACACAUAUAUUAUAUACACAGCGUGUGAAUGAAGGAGAUUUGCUUGUUUGGUCUCAAUUGAUCUUUGAGACUGAAUUAUGAUCCUUGUUUUCACUUGCGUAAUGAAGAAAUGUAUGAGCUUUCC